AGUCUGGACAAAAUGUUAGGAGACAGAAUGAAUACGACUGAAUGGUUUCGUUCAGUCUAUGAACAUGUAACUCUGCCUGCUAUUUAUACCUUUGUGUUCAUGAUUGGUCUGGGAGCUAAUGUAUGGGGACUGAAGUCUCUGCUUCAGAAAUGGAAAAGUCUUGGUUACAUUAAUGUGUUCCUUCUGAACCUUGGAAUUGCCAAUUUUUUGUUCCUGCCAACACUUCCAUUUUUAACAGCCUACUACUUUAUGGGGAAUAAAUGGAUCUUUGGAGAAGUCUUCUGCAAGAUCACAAGAUUCUGCUUCAACUUGAAUUUAUACGGCAGCAUUGGAUUCCUCACCUGUAUAAGUGUGCACAGGUACCUGGCUAUUGUCCAUGCAGUGAAAGCGAAGGGAAGGAUGACUGUCCGUAACUCUGUGGCUAUCUCAGUUUUGAUUUGGCUGUUGGUGAGUGCUCAAAGUCUUCCAGACAUGCUCUUUCCCAAAAACUCAACAAAUAAAACUGAAAAAUGUCACCAUACCACCACUACAAAGUAUGUCGAGAAUUACCUGAAAUACAGUGUAGGCUGGACUCUCACUGGGUUUGUUAUGCCACUCCUUAUCUUUCUUGGCUGCUAUGGACAUGUGACUCUUGUUCUCUGCCGCAAAAAUACCAUUAAUAAGGUGGUGAAACAAAGAAGCUUAAGGUUGUUGUUCAUUUUGAUUUUGCUCUUCUCGGUUUGUUACAUCCCCUAUCAUAUUUUUAAGAACCUCAGCCUUUAUUCAAGAGUUUUGAUAAAACACAGGAUGCGUCCAAAAUGGGAUAAGGGAGUCUUUUGUGUUCAUCAGAUCAGUCGUGGUCUUGUGUGUCUGAAUAGUGUUUUGAACCCCCUGGUUUACCUCCAUGUCAUGGAUAUUCCUGCUCAGCUCCAACAGCUGCUUCAGCGGUUUCGUCAGACAUUUACUCGUUUGUUUGUGUCAGAAUACGGCAGUGUGCCUGUGGCACAAACUGCAAACACAGCAAUAUCUUAACAGUAAAUAAUAACUUUGCAUGCAAAAGUAACAGACUAUGUUAAAGACUGCUUUAUGUACUACAAUGUGCUUCAUUCCCUUAAUUAUCACUCGCUUUUUCUGGAUAACAGUUUUGGCACAAGUGGUUAGACAAAUGUGUAUAUAUACGUUUAUCUAUGUUUUUGUUUCCUAUUCUAUUGCCUUGUAUUCUGUGAAUGACUAAAAGCUGGUGGAAUGCAUUUACUCUUUUGAUUUAAAACUCUUUCUCCUUAUCUUGUAUGCAAGAUGUCAAUGUUAUUCCUUGUUAUUGCUCUGUAUUAGCUUCACUAGCUAUUAGCGUUUAGCUAAUGAUGUUAUAGAUCUGAAAUAAAUGUAAUUUAAUCCUUGAAAAUUGCAUUAUUCAAACCCCUUACAACAACAACUUUCACUUUAAUGAUAGAUCAGGACAGAGCUCUGGCAGAUUAGUAUAAUUUAUUUCAUAUUAAGUGCUAUUACCACAUUUUUCACACUUUUCAAGAAACUCAGCCUUUAUUCAAGAGUUUUGUCAAAACGGCGGAUGAGUCCAGAUUGGGAGUUUUUGGUGCUCAUCAGAUAAGUCGUGGUCUUGUGUGUCUGAAUAAUGUUUUUGACUCCCCUGGUUUACCAGGGGAUUUCCCUGCUCAGCUCAGGCAGCUGGUUCGGAAGUCUUGUCAGAUGUUUAGUUGUCUGACUCUGUCAAGCAGUAGCAUCAUGCCUUUGGCACAAAUUACACAAGUGUAAAAAGAUUUUGACAUUAAGUAUUGACUUUGGCUUUCUCAAUCACAGCUGAGUUUAAAGACUGCAUUAUGUAUUUCAUUUUAUAUCAUUCUUUUUACUAUUAUUCUCUUUUUUUGAAUAACACUUUUGAAAAAAAGGUCUAUGUACAUACUUUUAUACACACACUUCACACUCAAUCUACCUUCAAGCCUGUAAAGUUUAUUGUGUUUAUUGCUGACACAGUCCAGAUGUAUAUGCAAUGUAUUUUGUAGUGGCAACCUCUGUUUUGUUUUACUUUUUUUUAUUGGUCAGUUUAAAAUUAAAGACCUUAAUUUAAUUUAAAGACUUUUAUUCAAAGACAAAAUUUACUUUCACAUUCUUUUCUUGUUAAUCCGAUACUGUACAACUAGUCUGUCAAACGGAAUAAAAU
Oreochromis aureus is the source of this 2155-nucleotide messenger RNA. RefSeq names its product P2Y purinoceptor 1-like. The coding region runs from base 13 to 1011 and encodes 332 amino acids. The transcript has a single exon. The record is from RefSeq and is a predicted model, not a curated record. Gene Ontology annotation, biological process: G protein-coupled receptor signaling pathway. NCBI's taxonomy places the organism in Eukaryota, Metazoa, Chordata, Actinopteri, Cichliformes, Cichlidae. Gene Ontology annotation, molecular function: neuropeptide receptor activity. Gene Ontology annotation, cellular component: membrane.